This is a messenger RNA of Pyrus x bretschneideri (Chinese white pear), 2473 nucleotides long. RefSeq names its product protein MNN4. The transcript has 2 exons. The coding region runs from base 350 to 1087 and encodes 245 amino acids. The record is from RefSeq and is a predicted model, not a curated record. NCBI's taxonomy places the organism in Eukaryota, Viridiplantae, Streptophyta, Magnoliopsida, Rosales, Rosaceae.
AGUUUCGGAGAAAACACACAAAACAAAACGCCGCGUAUUGGGUACGCACGCUACGCAGAAGAAUCAAGAAGGUGUCGGUCCUUUGCGUGUCGACGAAAAUACCGACAGGUGGCUGCCCGUGGCACACUAAAUCCAAUGCCCAACAGCUUUCCGUAUAUCCAAUUAUAUUUAUAUAUCGAUCAAUUUGCACAUCGACUCGAAUCGAAGCUAACACUCUCUCUCUCACUUUCUCUCUCAAGAAACACCUUACGUUGCUGAAGAAGGCGGCUGUCAGACCAGAGCUUCCUUUAGGAAUCUCAGGUUCGGAGGAAAGUGUUUUGCGUUUUGAGUUUUGGCAAAUAGUCUGGAGAUGGAAGACAAAACUGAAUAUAAAGGGGAAGAAAUUGAAAGGGUUCAAAAGGAAGAACGGUUUAUGGUGAUGAAGACCAAGGAUGUAGAACCAGGCAACCUGAAGGAAGAGAAGACUGAAGCGGAACUUGAAUUAAAGACCAAGUCAGUGGUAAAAGAAAAGUCGAAACAUGAAAAGGAUGAGGAUAAACAUAAGGAUGCAGAUGAGGAGAAAUCGAAGAAGAAGGAUAAAGACAUAACGAAGAAGGAAAAGAAGAACGAGAAGGACACUGAAGCGGGAGAGAGUGAAGAAGAUAAAAAGAAGGACAAGGAAGAGAAGAAGAAAAAGAACAAGGGGAAGAACGAAAAUAAAGAUGAUAUAGAAGGGGGAGAAAAAGAGAAAAAGAAGAAAGAUAAAAAGGACAAGGGUAAAGAUUUAGAGGAAGGGGAAAAGGUGGAUGAUGAAAAAGAAGGGAAGAAGAAGGAGAAGAAAGACAAGGAUGAGGAAAACGACGGUGAGGAUAAGAAAGAAGGAAAGAAGAAGAAAGACGAGGAUGAGAAAAAGAAGAAACACAAGGGCGAUGAUGAAAAAGAGAAGAAGAGCGACGAGGUAAAAGGUGACUACGAUAAAAAAGAAGGGGAGAAGAAGAAACACAAGGAUGAUAAAAAGAAGAAACACAAGGGUGGUGAUGAUGAAAAAGAGAAGAAGAGCGAUGAGGUAAAAGGUGACGACAAUAAAAAAGGAGAGAAGGGACGAUAAAAUGAAGAAACACAAGGACGGUGAUGAUGAAAAAGAGAAGAAGAGCGAUGAGCAAAACGAUAACAAAAAAGAAGGGAAGAAGAAGAAAGACAAGGAGGACAAAAAGAAGAAACACAAAAAUGAAGAGGAUGAGGAGGAAGUCAAGGCUGAAGUUACUUCCAGGGAGAUCGACAUUGAAGAAAAUGUAAAGGAAUCUAAGGGGGAAGUAGAGGAGGAGACGCAUAAAGAUGGAGGAAAGGACGAUAAAAAGAAGAAACACAAGGGUGGUGAUGAUGAAAAAGAGAAGAAGAGUGAUGAGGUAAAGGGUGACGAUGAUAAAAAGGAAGGGGAGAAGAAGAAAGACAAGGGCGAUAAAAAGAAUGAUAAAAAGGAAGGCGAGAAGAAGAAAGACAAGGACGAUAAAAAGAAGAAACACAAGGGUGGUGACGGCAAAAAAGAGAAGAGUGAUGAGGUAAAAGGUGACGGCAAUAAAAAAGAAGGGGAGAAGAAGAAAGACAAGGACGAUAAAAAGAAGAAACACAAGGACGGUGAUGAUGAAAAGAGAAGAAGAGCGAUGAGCAAAAAGAUGACAAAAAAGAAGGGAAGAAGAGAAAGACAAGGAGGACAAAAAGAAGAAACACAAAAAUGAAGAGGAUGAGGAGGAGGUCAAGGCUGAAGUUACUUCCAGGGAGAUUGACACUGAAGAAAAUGUAAAGGAAUCAAAGGGUGAAGUAGAGGAGGAGACGCAGAAAGAUGAAGGAAAGGAGGGUAAAGAGAAGAAAGAUAAAGAGAAAAAGGUGAAGGGGGAGAAGGGGGAGAAGGGCGAGAAGAAAAGGAAAGUCGAUAAAAAGGACAAAGGCAGUGAUGUUGGAACGCUGAAACAGAAGCUAGAGAAGAUCAAUGUCAAAAUAGAAGGCCUACUUGAGAAAAAGUCAGACAUCAUGAGGCAGAUAACAGAAGCCGAAAGUGCAAGCCUCACUGUUGCUGAGAAGCCCACAGAAGCAGCAGCAUAGCAAUCUUUGGUAGCGCAUUUCACCUCUCCAUACUAUGGUCCAUACUUUGUGUUUAAUACUACAUGAAUAAAGGUGUUCCUGGUAACGAAUAAACGUAAUAUGUUAGUGUGGUUUUCUUGUGUUGUGCAAUUUAGAAGUGAUCCAUGUGUAAACUGAUGUUUUGUGUAAACCUCUCACAUUUCGGUGGGUGUUGGGGCAGCGGAAUAUGCACUCCAGAGGAAACCCAGUAAGCUGGAGUGGGUUGGUAUGUGUAUCAACUUACAGGACUAUGAUGGGAGGUUUCGGUAGGAUGUAAAUUACUUUGAAAUUUUGUUUUGCACGUAAACAAAGAGGCUGUGUAACUUUUUAUAUGAACUACAAAUUACAGUAGUAUGUACGUGAUAUUUUCUCUGUA